AUGGGUGCUUCACUGCCCACCGAGACCUUUUGUGCGCCCCCCUCUGCAUGGUGUGAAGUCCCAUCAGCGGAUGGCAGGAAGGGAGCAGUUUGUGGGGUUAUUGGGUCGCGGUGCCAGGAGGAUUUUGUGGGUGGAGCGGUACCUAGAAGGAUAAAUUACACAACAUUUUCUCGUGCUUCCUCUAUUGCGCUCGAUACAUUCUCCCUUCGCUCCCCGUUACUUCUAGUGAGUGCUAGUAUUCCUCACGAUGUGGCUGAAUGGAUUGGCCCUUCUUUGAGCUACAUACGUACAGGCGCGUGUGGGGCUACUGUUCGCGCGGAUGAGGUAGUCAGUUCCGCUUCGGGGUGA
Trypanosoma brucei brucei TREU927 is the source of this 348-nucleotide messenger RNA. RefSeq lists its product as hypothetical. Bases 1 to 348 code for a protein of 115 amino acids. The transcript has a single exon. NCBI's taxonomy places the organism in Eukaryota, Euglenozoa, Kinetoplastea, Trypanosomatida, Trypanosomatidae. The record is from RefSeq and is a predicted model, not a curated record.